GAGUAUGUCUCAUUCAAAUGGUCAAUGGAGGAAUGAAGAAAUAGUAUUCUAGAAAGAAAAAAGUACAACUGUUAUGCAGCAGCUGCCCUUUUCAAUUGUCUAGGUCAAAGCUGUUAAACUUGAGAUUCUAACUAGGGUUACAGAACCGUUACAUCGACUGUAAGAUCCUAUGGUAGUAGUUAAUAUUUAAGUUUAUGUUGGCUCACUUGGGUGUAGGGUAUGUUGAGUUGUAUAAGAAGGGAAUGUGGAGACAAAAUAGUUAAUAUACAUAUAUUUCAUAAUUAGACAGGUACAAAAGAAUAAAGAGCUGGGUCAACCUGGACAGGUAAAUAGGAGCAAAGGGACUAUUUGGUAUAAUUGGUUAUGUAAAUAAGUAUUUUAGGAAUUUAUAUGUAUAACAAUAAUAAAUGCUACCAUUGGGACUCAUGUUUAGAGCCCCUGAAGUAGAUAAAAAGUGCUACUUCGUUAUCAAUAUAAGAACCAUGGUUUGUGUUCACGGUUGCCAAAGGACUAAGGCCUUGUUCGAUGGAGCUGUUGGGGGUUCUUUCGCACCCCAACUGCUAUGGUAAUCCACCUUCAUCUCCAAAUGGGAGCGAUUUGCAGGUUAUUGUAGUUGCUGUAGUAUAUUUUUCUUUCCCAAAGUUCCUCUGAUUUUUAAAAAAUACCUACUUUUCCCCCAAAUACUUUAAAAAAUUCCCUCAUAAGUAAUGCGCUUAAAAGUAAAUUUACAUAACGACAUCAAGUCAAUGGAACUCUAUAAACGUAAUAUAUCUAAACAAGUGUCUAACAGGUACAAAUGGAUGAAACAAAAGGCCCCUAAGUUGUACAGUAUGGUCCUAAUUUGAGAAUUCAAUUUCUUAUAUAUCCUCGUGUUUAUAUUAUAUGCCAGUCAUUUUUGUUCACUCUUCUCUUCUCAAUCAUUUUCAUCAAUCUUUCAGGUUCGUCAAAUGACAAUAACAAUAAGAACAAUCGUUAAUGGCUUGUUCUACCUUGCAACAUGUGUGUUUGGCAUGAACUCUAUAGGCUUAUUCCUCUAUUCUGGCCAGCUUGUCUUAAACUUGCUCUCUGGGAGUUCUACUCCAAGUCAAGAAACUGAAAACAAAAGAGAAACACAACUGAGCUCUGAUCCUGUAGAUACAAGUGGGAGAAACAUUAAUAAAGAUGAUAUAGCUUCGGAGAGUACAGAUUAAUUCAAGGUAUAAAAAAGAAGGGAAUAAAUUCAGUAGCCGAGUUUGUGUGAUGUACAAAUUCAAUGAGGCCACACCUUUGUUGCUAAGACAAUGUCUAUUCUGCCCUUUUUGUUAGCCCCAACAUCAGAAUGCCGCGAGCUACUUAGAUUACAGAUACUAGAACCCCCCCUUUGAUUUAGAAAGUACUUCGUAGUUCUUUUUAUUAAAACACACAUGUAAAGUACUGUGACGAUGCUAUAGCACUAU
Molecule: messenger RNA, 1436 nt
Organism: Cuscuta campestris
Lineage: Eukaryota; Viridiplantae; Streptophyta; Magnoliopsida; Solanales; Convolvulaceae
Source: the annotation of a GenBank genome assembly